Messenger RNA from Effrenium voratum, 1411 nucleotides. The record is from the annotation of a GenBank genome assembly. Lineage: Eukaryota; Dinophyceae; Suessiales; Symbiodiniaceae.
GCAUCAUGUCGGACUUGCGCAUCACCAUGCAGCGCCGACGCCUCCAAAGUGAGCUGAAGUCUUCUCGCAAGCCGAAGCGACGUGCCGUGCCAGCGCGAGUCCCAGAAGGAACGCGGAUGAGGGGGAACUUCCCCAACCUGGUUGCGCUUUUCAAGACGCGCCUCCAUCAACGGCUUGACCCCGAAGCCAACAUGGAGUUGCUCCGGGCGGAGUCGCCCCAUGAGCAUGAGGAGCUGUCGGAGGGCACGCAGCCCAGCCCGCCCAGCCAUAUUUCAGGCGCUGAGCGGCAUGACCCGGAACAGCAGAGAGACCCGACUUUGGUGGCCAUGGCUGGGGCCAACGCACGGCACUUCGUGCCUGAGAAGCUGCCGUGGCAGGUGCUGCGGAACAUCACGCGGGUGCUGCAGCUCUGCUGGCUGUGGUCUGGGCUCAUGGCCUUGCUGAAGGAGGUCCACGUGUACCAGGUGGAUUUCCAGCAGCAUCCGGCCCACGAAAGGAGGCUCUGUGAGGCAGCAAGCUGGAAGUUCGGCAAGCUGAAUGUAGAGUGGCCUCACGGCAGUUUUUUCCGGCCACAGGGGAUCUUGUGCGCCAGAGACUUCUACGUGGCCAGUCCCUUUGCCCUAUACCGAGCACAGCUGGCUGUGGAGGCUUUGAAUGAGACUCACAGAGUGCAGCUGGAUGAGGUAAGGCGGAUGCGCCUGCCUCGCUCUUUAAGCGCUGCCUGUGCGCGGGACAGUCGCUCAAAGUGUCUGAUCCUGGCUACCAGUCAGGAUGGCUUGGAGAUCUGGCCAGAGACCUCACCAGGUGACGGCGUCGUGCUGCAGCCGGAAAUGCCUUGGCAGCUGGCCGCGGGCAGUACAGUGCCGUGCCAGAAGGUGCCGCGGCUGCUUCCCCCUGAGGAACACGCGACGGAGUGGUGCCUGGUGCUGGCAGGCUGGGAUGGUGAAACGCUGCCGAUUGCUGCCGUGCCCCUCCCGAAUGGUGCGUCCACACCGCCGCGGGUGACUAGAGUGAGACCAGGCCUUGAUGCGCCCUUGGAAGAGAAGGGAGUUGUGGCAUUGCACUUGGACCCGUACGGCCGCCUGGUGGCUUUGCUCGCCAGCGGACGAGUGGAGGCCUGGGACAUCUUUGAGUCGCGCAGCCUGGGCCGCUGGAGGCCGGAGUGGCCGGCCAGUUUCCAGGCAGUGGGUCUAUGCCAGGACCUGCACGUUGGGUUCCUGGCGAUAGGGCACGACACGGAUAGAGGUGGCGCAAUGAUCUCUAGAUCGCCCGCGCUUCCUUGGAACGUGAGCUCAUGAAAUCAAUCCCCGGUCUCACAAGCCACAAAGACUGUGGCAGGGCUUUCCGAUGUACACAGAAGUUCCCAUUCAGGCAAGCCCGGCUAACGCACCCAGCCUAGCUGCAAGAAAAA